AUGACGUCGGAAUCCUCUACCCAAGCCCCCAGGCUGGCGACUCGCGAGGAGAUGCGGGAUGCCAAGCUCCCCAUCGCCUACCGUGACAGCUGCGCCCACCUCCUCAUUCCUCUGAACCGAUGCCGAUACGACACCUACUACCUGCCGUGGAAGUGCACAGACGAGAGGCACAGCUACGAAAAGUGCCAGUACGAAGAGUUCCAGAAGCGAGUCGCCAAGAUGGACGAGCUACGCGCGGCGAAGGGCGGUGCGAGGAGCAACUAG
Messenger RNA from Scedosporium apiospermum, 264 nucleotides. RefSeq lists its product as uncharacterized. Lineage: Eukaryota; Fungi; Ascomycota; Sordariomycetes; Microascales; Microascaceae. The record is from RefSeq and is a predicted model, not a curated record. Bases 1 to 264 code for a protein of 87 amino acids. Gene Ontology annotation, cellular component: mitochondrion. The transcript is spliced from 3 exons.